Molecule: messenger RNA, 6340 nt
Organism: Mercenaria mercenaria
Lineage: Eukaryota; Metazoa; Mollusca; Bivalvia; Venerida; Veneridae
Product: G2/M phase-specific E3 ubiquitin-protein ligase-like
Exons: 9
Coding region: 640-1347 (235 amino acids)
Molecular function (GO): ubiquitin-protein transferase activity
Source: RefSeq, a predicted model, not a curated record
UACAUGUAGCUGAUGACACAAACUCAAAAAGUCAGGAGUUAUGGUGUUGUUCAUCAUUUGUUUUAAACCUGGAGUGUCUGUGCUAGUGCCACACAUGGCCUUCGAUGUGCCGGAGUCUGGCAAGUGUGAAGAUAUCCAAGGUGAAGAGUGUUAUCUGGUCCAAUGAUAUGUCUCAUGUAGCACUCAUCAGUAAACAUGGUAUGAUGCAACAACUCACAGUUACCAGUGGAUCAUGUGUUGGCAGGAUCAUACGAGACUGCCAUGAGGUUGUUACAUGACCAAGUGGGCGUGGUGAACUUUGAAGAAUACAAACAACUUUUCCUACAGACAUACAGUAGAAGUAGGACAUGUUACCAAGGGUUACCAUCUUUAUAGCCUCUCUUUGGAUAUCCACAUAGAAACUGGAAGGAGGCAGGUGGUAGAAAUGGUGUUUUAGCUGUGGGCCUCAAACUGAACAACUUGGUACAACAGUUACAAGUGGCGUAUAAUCUUACAACAGCUGGCAAGUUUGCCGAGGCUACAGACAAAUUUAGAUCUAUUCUUCUCAGUGUACCAUUGUUAGUGGUUGAUACUAAACAAGAAAUUGCUGAGGCCCAGCAGCUGAUAGAGAUCUGUAAAGAGUAUAUUGUAGGAUUGACCAUGGAACAGACUAGGAAGGAGCUUCCUAAAGCAACAUUACAAGAUCAGAAAAGAUUAUGUGAGCUCCUUGAAGCCACCUCCUGUGAUGCUAUUCAAGAAAUGCUGGAUGAGAAUUAUGUAUUAUUUGAGUCAGCUGGUUGCUACAAACCAGUGAUAUCCUUUAGUGAAAAUUCAAGAAACAAACUGGUAGAUGAUGUAGUCAGGUUUAUUGUUAUUGGGAGGAAUCUUCCAGCUAUUCAACAACUGAGGCAAGGUCUUCAGACAUUUGGUCUUUUAGACCUGAUGAAAGAGCACAGUACACAAUUCAGUGAGGUUUUCUGCCAAGGUCAGACAACAAAUUUGACAGCAGACCAGGUGGAAGCUGUCUUCAGUAAAAUUGAAUACUCAGAAAUAGGAAGCAACAAAAGGAGAGAGGAAGAACGCACCAUUGCAUACUGGAGAGAUUAUCUGCUUGAUAUAGAGGAACGAAAUGUUGGAGUGACAUUCGAAGACGUGUUAGUGUUUGCGACUGGAGGCAACAACGUGCCCUAUUUGGGAUUUUCACCAGACCCAUCAAUAGAGUUUGUCUAUGACAGUGGUGAAAAGAAUUUUCCACAGGCAAACACGUGUUCAGUGGUCCUACGGCUUCCAACAGUUAACAGCUAUGAACAAUUCAAAGAGAACAUGGACUUUGGAAUAUUAAAUUCGCCAGGAUUUGGAAUGGCAUAAACUAAUAUUGUAUACUUCAAGAAUUAUAAAAGUCGCAAUUUCCAUAAAAACAAUUUUAAAGUAUAUCUUGUAUUGUAUGUGAUAUAUAAAGUUUAGAAAAUGUUAUCUUUGUAACUGUUCACCAACACUAGAGAGGAAAAGUGAAAAGCUCCAGGAAUUGAUGGGAGCAUGUAGUUGUUGCCUUAUCCAUCUGGAAUUCUGUCAUUUUGACAGUACCAGAGUUUAACUGUAAAACUAUAAGAGGUACUGAGUUGAAACCUGCUAUGUGGAUAGAUCUCAUUGGGGGCAAUGCAGUGCGGAGGAAUCAUAACUAUCUCUUUGUUAUUUCUGAGUUACAGCGUUUUCAUUUUGUCCACAAUGGAAUAGUAUAUCACCAAAUGUUGGAAAGGAAUUGACUUCAAACUAUAAGUAUAUAUAUCUCAUUGAGUUGGAUUGCAGUGCACAACAGAAAUAACUAUAUGUCUUGUGUUGUUUUAGUUCUGGCACUUUAUUUUAUUUUAUUUUUUUAUUCUUUUGUACAAUGUAAAACUUCUAAAACUACAGGUUAUUGACAAUCAACUUCUUAUUUACAAAAGUCUCACUGAAGUGUAGUACAUAAGAGUCAUAACUGUCCAUAGCAGUUUUUGAGUUAUGGCCCCCUUAUUUUUAAUACUUAAAUUUUUGUCAGCAGUUUACCUCUGUAAAAGUUAUUUAAAAUAAGUACUCCAAACUUCAUAUACUGAUGGAUGUCAUUUAGGAGGAGUGCAGAGGCUAAGAGUCUAAACUGUCUAUAGUUAGUGCUGAGUUAUGACUACUCAUUAUAAUAACAUAUAUAACAGGAUUACAGUACACCAUAUUUGCUGCACUUGAUAACAUGGAUAUUGGAGAUAAUCAUUUAAAAUAACUACUGUUACUUCUUCAAACACAACAUUAUGUCUCCCCUCAGAGUUGGGGAAGACAUAUUAUUUUUGCCCUGUCUGUCUGCCCGUCUGCCCCCACACUAUUUCCCCUCGGUAUGUAAAAUCUUAUUAACCAUUCAUCACAGAGACUUCAUAUUUUGCAUGGUGGUUGGUCUGCUUGGGUAGAAGACCCUCCAUUGGGUCAAAGGUCAGAGUCACAGGGGUCAAUAAUGUGAAAUUUGUUUCAGUUUAUAAUCUUAUGAAUCAUAAAUAGGAAUUUGUUGAAACAUUAUACAAUGAUAAGAGGACCUUGAGAGAAAACGCUCUGUGUAAAACCCGUAACUCUUUCAUUAAAUUUGAGCCAAAGGCUGCUCAUGGUGAGCUUUUGUGACCGCUCAAUGUCUGACAUCCAUCCGUCAACAUUUUCAAAAAAAAAAAAUUUUGAAAACUACUGGGGUGAAUUACACAUGAUCCUUGGUUGGUCCCCUGUCAAAAUUGUUCGAAGAAUUGAAUUCAAUGCAAAACUCUGGUUGCCAUGGCAACCGAAAUGAAAAACUUUAAAAAUAUUCUUCCCCAAAACCGCAAGGCGUAGAGCUUUUAUAUUUGGCAUGUGACAUCAUGUAAUGGUCCUCUAUAAAGAUUCUUCAAAUUAAUUCCCUGGGGUGAGAAGAGGCCCCGGCCAGUUUUACAUGGAUUUGUAUAGGAAGAAACUUUUAAAAUCUUCUUGUCUAAAACCACAAGACCUAGGCCUUUGAUAUUUGGUAUCUAGCAUUGUCUUGAGAUCCUUUAUCAAAUAUUGUUCAAAAUAUAACCCUGGGGUGAAAAGAAUCUCAAGUUCUACAUAAACUUGAAUAGGGAAAAAAAAAUUUAAAAAUAUUUUUGCUGUAAACUGCAUUACCUUGUCGUCCUCGACCAAAAAUGUUCAAAGUAUGCCCCAGGUGUGAAAAGAGGCCCUGCCUUGGGGUCCAAAAUUGUACAUAGACUUCUAUUGGGAAAAAAUUCUUGUCUGAAAGUUCAAGGCAUAGGCUUUUGAUAUUUGGUAUGAAGCAUGGCCUAGUGGAUGUCUAACAGAAUUGUUCAAGUUAUUCCCCUGGCGUGAAAAGAGCUACUUGUUAUAUGAGUUAUAUAGGAAUAAAUACUUUGAAAAUUUUCAGAUCAUAUUUCCUAGACUGUUUAAUUAUAAUUACCUGAUGAUCCCAAGUGAUUAGGGGACACCUGACUGUAAACUUGACCUACUUAAAUUUCUUGUUUUUAAGAUACAGACUUGAAAUUUGGAUGACAUGUACAGUUUUACACACCGAUCUUAAAACUGUCUUUCAGUGACCAUAAAUAUGACCUACUUCCUUAUACUUUAGCAUCAUUUUGCCAUUUUAAACAAGUGGCUCAUAUCACUCGGGUGAGGGAUUCAGGGUCAUCAUGACCCUCUUGUUUUAAUUUGUCCCUUUGUUUUAUUUUUUGUUGAGAGCAUUCCUCAAAAACUAUAUGAAAUUUGUUGAUUAAGUUUUAUACAAUGAUAGAGUGCAUUGCAAAAGACCCAUAACUCGUCCUUGGUUUAUUUUUUUAUUAUCUCCCUUAGUUUGAUUUUCUUAUCAAGAGCAAAACUAAUGCUAUUUGAUGGAGUUUGUUGUAACUGGGGUCAUUUUACUCAUUUGACAUUGAGAGGGAGUGUAGUGUGUAAGACCCAUAAUCCUUCCUUGUUUAAUUAUGUCUCGAUCAGUUAUUUCCCUUGGUUUAAUUUUCUUGUUCAGAGCAUAACACACACUACAUGACAGAAGUUGUUGAAGCUUUAUACAAUAAUAAAUUUAAUUGCCUUUUAAGCUCACCUGAGCACAAAGUGCUCAAAGGUGAGCUUUUGUUAUCACCCGUCGUCCGUCCGUCAUCAACAAUUUGACUGUUAACACUCUAGAGGUCACAAUUUUGGCCCAAUCUUAAUGAAACUUGGUCACAAUGUUACCCUUAAUAAAAUCUUGGAUGAGUUUGAUAUUGGGUCAUCUGGGUUCCAAAACUAGGUCACCAGGUCAAAUCAAAGGAAAAGCUUGUUAACACUCUAGAGGUCACAAUUUUAGACCUAUCUUAAUGAAACUUGGUCAAAAUGUUACACUCAAUAAAAUCUUGGAUGAAUUACAUAUUCCGUCAUCUGGGGGUCAAAAACUAGGUCACCAGGUCAUACCAAAGGAAAAGCUUGUUAACACUGUAGAGGCCACAUUUAUGAUUAUAUCUUCAUGAAUCUUGGUCAGAAUGUUAAUCUUGAUGGUCUUAAGGUCUGGUUUGAAUCUGGGUCAGUUGGGGUCAAAAACUAGGUCACUAGGUCAAAUCAAAGGAAAAGCUUGUUAACACUCUAGAUGCCACAUUUAUGACUGUAUCUUCACGAAACUUAAUCAGAAUGUUAAUCUUGAUGAUCUUUAGGUCAAGUUCGAAUCUGGUUCAUGUGGGGUCAAAAACUAGGUCACGGGUUCAAAUCAAAGGAAAAGCUAGUUAACACUGUAGAGACCACAUUUAUGACCAUAUCUUAAUGAAACUUGUUCAGAAUGUUAAUGUUGAUAUCUUUAAAUCAAUAGGUCAGGUGAGCGAUACAGGGCCUUCAUGGCCCUCUUGUUUACCACCUCUUAUCAUAUCCCAUGGAUGAGUCUUGUUCUUUUUUCAAAAGCAUUUUUAGUUCAUUUUUAUGCCCCUUCAAAGGAGGGGUAUAUUGUUUUGCAGAUGUCGAUCUGCCAGUUGGUAUGUAGACAAAUCUGUUUCCGGAUGAUAUUUCAAGAAGGCUUUGGUCUAGGAUCAAUAAAGUUGACAGGUAGAUUGAUCAGAACAAGCAGAUGACCACUAUUGAUUUAGAGAUGAGUAGGUCAAAGAUCAAGGUCACAGUGACCUAGAACAGUUUCCGGAUGAUGACUCGAGAACGCUUGGGCCUAGGAUCAUGAAAGUUGAUAUGAAGGCUGGUCACGACCAGCAGAUGACCUGUAUUGAUUUUGAGAUCAGUAGGCCAAAGAUCAAGGUCACAGUGACACAGAACAGUUAAAUAGUUUCCAGAUGACAAUUCAAGAAUGCUUGGGCAUAGGAUCACGAAAGUUGAUAGGGAGGUUGAUCACCACCGGCAUAUGAUCCCUAUUGAUUUUGAGGUCAAUAAGUGAAAGGUUAAGGUCAAAUUGACCAAGAGCUGUAGAACUUCAGUGUACAGUGACCAAAAUAUUUCCGUUCCUUGUGCAAUCACUGAAUGCAUCAAGGGAGGCAUUUCGUGUACUACAAGCUCUUGUUUCCUUUGUAACAUACCACCCUGUUGAAAGCCAUUAUAACAAAUCUUUCAUCUCCAAAUUCGCCUUCAUGCAUUGUUUAUAAUUUAACCACUAAAUAUAUUUUACAUUUUCCUUCUUCCACAAACAGAAUUUAUUUUUGGGAGCAUCUAUUGGUUCCACCAAUAUUUUUGCUUUCAAAGCUGGCACACGGUGUUUUAGUUUAUUAAAUACAUGACUGUGUUUGUUUAUGCAGACAAUAUUUGACAUAAAUGUGAUGACUAUUAUUUUUGUUCUGUCGCAUAUUAACAAGACCCUAGCUAAGAUAACUGCAGGGGUUUGGGGGACAUAAGAUAUUCAUUUUUGUCCAGAUCUCUUGCCAUAUAUCAAGAUCACUGAGUCAAAGAUCAAUUUAUUUCAAAACUGUGACAUGCAUGGGUGGUUUUCAUAGUAACCUUGCUCAUGUCCUAAAGACAGUUGAUACAUCUUGCAAAAGUGAAGUGAUACAUUUAGUAUGCAAUAUUAGAUGCCACAGCUUCUUAUAAUAAAUGAAUACUCCAAAUACUUUUAUGUUAACAUUUUUUCAAAAUUAGGCAUGUCAGGGAAAAGGCCAAGGUUAUACAUCAAUGAUUAAACAUUUUGAACAUGGCAUUUUGUAUUCAUUAUUCUUUGUUUUCCUUUUAAGAUCAUACUGUCAUAUCACAUUGAGUUCAGAGAUCUCUGCAUUUUGUAUUAUCCAGUUAUGGAGAAAGCCCUGUCCCCAUUUAGAAACCUGGUUUUGUUUGUAUUGUCCUGUAUGUUGUUAGAUCUUAAAGUUUCUCUACAGUUAUUAACAUUUGGGUUUAAUUCCAGUUAAGAAUAGUUAGUUUCAAUAAAACAUAAAAUACUCAG